AUGGAAUCACUUUUUACUGCCGUCCAAACUCUUCUUCGUGAGACACUCAAGGCCCCGCGUCUUAAACCAACGCACUCCAAUGACAAGCAACCCCCGAACAAACAGCUGCACCCAACCUCCAUUUCCUCAGAGAUACACCUAACCCCCUUCGAAGAGCUUCCUCCUGCCUAUGAGCCUUCAACGUGGUGGUUAGACGGCCACUGUCCUGCACAUCCGCACUUCGACAACGCUGAUAGAAUCCGACUCCGGACGAAGGAAGUCAAGCGUCCCCUAUUCCAGUGCAUCUUAGAAGGAUGUCGAAUCCUUCUGGAACGAGCGGACAACAAGUCACUUCUGCUUCCAUUCGAUCAACACGAGACGCUUUGGAGCGCAGCCAUCUCCGUCCAAAAAUUUGGCGUCGUAUAUCUAGCCGCUCGCUCAGAAUGUCGUGACGAGUUCCUCCCAGCCGUGGAAUCCAACUUAGACCUCUUCAAUGAGAUCGUCACCUUCCUCUCUCGCGACAACAAUGCCAUCCGCGCCAUCAACUACGGUGUCCACCGCCUUGUCAACAGCAACACUUUCACAGUUGACUACCAAACAAAACUCGUGCCUCCAACCGCCAUCUCAUCGAUUGGCCCAAACCACGUUGCAGUUCGAGAAAAAGAUUUCGAGGAAGAUAGUACCGGCAUGCUGGAUAAAUCGUCCGCAAUCUGGGACCUUCAUGACUUCGCCCACCUUACCGCUGCUUCCGUAUGCUCCGAGCUAUACGGCUCGAAGUACUUCACGCACCUGAUCAAACUCCCGUCUAAGUUGACGGCCCUGAUACGUAGCCCCAAAAUGAAGACGGCGGAUCCUACACCUCGCUGUUCGGAUGGGGUUGUCUUCAGCGAGCUUCUCACGGUCCUGUUCACGUCUGAGAUCGAGGCGGUACAGAGAGCGGAGAAAACACAUACCUAUGCCUCUCUCGUUGAGACUUUGGCUGAGGACGUGGCAGAUUACCUUAUGGGUGAACGUGAGCUUCAACAUCUGACAACGGGUGUUAUGUUGAAGGCGAAGAAGCCCAUCAGCGCGGUUCAACUGGCAACCUUGGUACAGAACAAGGCGUAUGAACUGACCGCCAGUGAGAUAGAACAGCGGGUUAUGACGAGGGGUGGUCCCGCUGGAGACUCCAGAGACGAACUCGACGGCCGCAGCCCACUCGAGAGAAUCAGAUUCCUUGCUCACUGUCGGCGGUGGCUUUACUUCGAAGUGAGGAAUACAAUCAAGCACCGAGCUCACAAACUGGCUUAUAAGAAGGCAGCCGAGCGUAUGCUUGCACAGGGUGAUGACGGCUCUAUUACCAACGAUGAUCGUGUUCUAUUAGAGCAGGUACUAGAUCAUAUUCGCUAUGAGGGCUGGGAAAGCAAAGGCGUCGUGAACCUUUGGCAGACAGUCAUUGAUAUGAAUACGGAGUCUCAAGCUGCUACCCUGUAAAUCAAAUCGAACUAUGAUUACUUCCUAGAAUGCAAAUUAGCCAUACCAUCUCUUACUAAUACCUGAUUCAUAAAGGCGGGGGGGGGGAUCUUCUAAGAAACCCAGUCCACCGCGAAAGAAAAAGGAAAGAGAAGGGUAAGAAAGGUGUUUCGACCUUCCCUAUGAUCUGAAC
This is a messenger RNA of Aspergillus caelatus, 1624 nucleotides long. RefSeq lists its product as uncharacterized. The record is from RefSeq and is a predicted model, not a curated record. The transcript has a single exon. The coding region runs from base 1 to 1452 and encodes 483 amino acids. Lineage: Eukaryota; Fungi; Ascomycota; Eurotiomycetes; Eurotiales; Aspergillaceae.